AGCGCGUGUUGUUACCGGAAGUGGAGGGUGUUUCCAGCUGAUCCGCUCAACAACACCAGCCGAGCGACUUCCCCGCUCCACCCCGGACGCCAGAGCCGAGAACGCCGUGAACGACUGAACACCCCCGAGUUCUCUCCUGUUCUUCGGGGUUCCAUUCACUCGAAGAGCGGGGAAAGCUGCGGGAGGGGCCGAGCUUCCUCCGCCCCCCACCUCGCCGCCGUGAACCGGGGCUAUCGGCGGUUGCUAGCCCAACUGUCAUGAGCCCUGCUUGGAGAUGGCGUCCUUACCCGGUUUGUGCAAGACGGUCUGCCCAGCGGAGGAGGAGAAUGGAGAAGUGGACGGAUCUCUGCUGCAGAUGCUGAAGGCCAUAGCCGAUGAACGGAGCAGGUUGAAUAUCCGACAGGAGGUCAGCGGUCUCGGUUGCUUCAAAGAUGACCGCAUCGUGUUCUGGACCUGGAUGUUCUCCACAUAUUUCAUGGAGAAGUGGGCGCCGCGGCAGGACGACAUGCUGUUUUAUGUCCGCAGGAAGCUGGCGUACGUCAGCGCCGACAACACGGAUGGCAAAAAGGUGGAGGUGGAAGUUUACCGGCGGGACUCGAAGAAGCUGCCGGGCCUCGGCGAUCCCGACAUCGACUGGGAGGAGAGUGUUUAUCUGAACCUCAUCCUGCAGAAGUUGGACUACAUUGUGACGUGCGCCGUGUGCACUCGCUCAGACGCUGGAGACAUCCACAUCCACAAGAAGAAAUGUCAGGAAGUGUUUGCUUCACCCAGCAAACACGCCAUGGACAGCAAAGGGGAGGAGUCGAAGAUGAGCUACCCAAAUAUCUUCUUCAUGAUUGACAACUUUGAGGAGGUGUUCAGCGACAUGACAGUGGGCGAGGGUGAGAUGGUGUGUGUGGAGCUCGUGGCCAGCGACAAGAGCAACACAUUCCAGGGCGUCAUCUUCCAGGGGUCCAUCCGCUACGAGGCGCUCAAGAAGGUUUAUGACAACCGGGUGAGCGUGGCAGCAAAAAUGGCCCAGCGGAUGUCGUUCGGCUUCUACAAGUACAACAACAUGGAGUUUGUGAGGAUGAAGGGACCUCAGGGCAAAGGCCACGCCGAGAUGGCGGUCAGCAGAGUCCCGACUGGUGACACGUCGCCGUGCGGCACAGAGGAGGACCAGGUGUCGCCCAUGCACGAGCGGGUGACCUCCUUCAGCACUCCUCCGACCCCCGAGAAGAACCGACCCUCCUUCUUCUCCCCAUCCUUGAGGCGAAAGGUGCCGCGCAACCGUAUCGCAGAGAUGAAGAAGUCUCACUCGGCCAACGACAGUGAAGAGUUCUUCAGAGAAGAAGACGAUGAAGACAUUCACACGGCUACCAACCUGCGCUCUCGCUCUCUGUCUGGCACGGGGCGCUCGCUGGUGGGCUCCUGGCUUAAACUGAACCGGACUGAGGACUACUUCUUGCUCUACUCUCACCUGACCUACGUCACACUGCCACUGCACCGCAUUACCACUGAUAUCCUGGAGGUCCGCCAGAAGCCCAUCCUGAUGACAUAACAGUCGGACUGCAGUCACUCCAAGUGCCUACCUCCACCGGGCCGAUGAGACCACAGCAAACCCCAGCAAGAGCUGAGGCUACAGCUCCAUCUAGCGGUUAGGCUCGUGUUCCUGCAGACCAACGUCUGCACGUCAUGUGACCACAGGACCAUUGAGACUGUCCAGAAACGGACGACCGGUUCCACUACUGACCUGGCUGCACCCCCCACAGCACCACACCUCACCACAGGACCCCAGAAGCUGACUGUGUCACUGCUGCACCUCUUGACUCUUCGCUUCACCUUCCUCCUCCACGAAACACCACAGCACCUCAUGAGACUCUGUACCUUCCUAUCACACGUCUCUGCUUCUGCGUUUGACCACAGCACCUCACUCUCAGACCCUGACCCCACCCUCCCACCCGCCACCUCAGCUUCUACCAGGACCCAGACCUCAGCAGGACGAGAACAAACCAGCCAUCCAAGAAGUGCCUCCUCUUCUUCUUUUACGUUCCUGCUGUGUCCAGGUCCUUCGUGUGGAACCCGGUGUUCAGAUCACAUGACCUCGGCGAGGCAGCUGGCUGGUCAGAAGGACGUGACGAAUGUUUGUGAAUACUCUGCUGCUUCUCUCACUGAAUCGCCUUGAAAGAGCUUUGGACCACCUUGUUUUGUCCUGGAAAUGGGAGGAGGACUCGUGAACUUGGGUGUCUGAUACCGAUGGCUCCCAGUGGACUCCCACCUUUUAACUCAAUGACAGAAGUGGUUCUCUCAGCAGGAUGCAACCUUGACCAGUGAAAACUGCAGCGAUCAACCUUUUUGUUUUCAAUUUUCCUGCUUUAGCUUUUGUUGGAAAACUGCGACUCUCAAACUGGAAGUGACUUGAAAAAAAACUGCUGAAAAGGGAAAACGAGUCGGAAAGAAUAAGCUAUUUUUCCCAGGACGCUCCUGAAGCCUUAAGUCCAACUUCAUCUCCACGUCACCAGGCAAGAGCCGUCGCUUCCAAAGAUCCUCGGAACCGAGUCGAGCGCUUCCUGCCGAGUGUCCACAUGCUGAAACCAGCAAACUCUUUUCACAGAAUUAUUUAGUCAUCGCAGCGUUUCCUUAGUUGGGAUGUCUUCAGUAAUGUGAAGUCGACAGAGGAGGACACUGAAGGGAGAAAAGCUUUUAGGUCCAUAAAUGUGGAUACACUUAACAGUACAGUGUUUUUAGAGUAUUUAUAUUCCACAGGAUCACAGUAUGAUGUUUGAACUGUGUACAUUGUAUUUUAUUUUAUUUAUUAUGUUUGUAUUUUACUUUUGCAUCUGAACAAAAGCUUCAUUUGCAGGGCUUUAACCAGACAGCUCUGCGCGGUGAACUGACUUUGUACUCAUUUUCCCCUAAUUGGCAGAAUUUUUAAAAAUAAAAAUCUUCAAGAAGAGAAUUAAAGUUGAUAAUUAUUAAACAAGUGGCUAGAGUGAAUUUGAAUUAAGUGAAGGAGUUGUUGCAAAACUAUGCAUCCAAACAUUGAAUACGGAGUUAAAAAACAGUUGAAAUUUGUGAACUGGGUGAAGCCUGCAGAUACUUCAUACAAGUAUUUCUGAUCGCAAAGCUUGUUCAUUUGUGUGAACUCGACAUUCUCUCAGUACCACAAACACACACACACACUCUGAGGACCGCUAGCUUGUGAAGGAAUUAGUGAAGCGAUUGAACACAGGAUGGGCUGUAAAUACUGGACUCUGAUCUGGUGAGAAUGUGGUGUUUUAGACUGAACUGUGUGUUUAAUCACUUUCUUCUCCUCACCAUUGAUUUCCACUCAGAACCGAAGCCGUUAUUGAGCAGUGUGGACCGACCCGAGUGUCAGUGUUCUGUAGUUACCCGCAGCUGAAUGUACCAUGCCGCCCUGAUCCUGAGUUUGACAAACGGUUUACACUGUAAAAAGCUUUUUAAUGUUCUUCCAUCUGCAUGUGGACGCCACCUCUGUUUUUAGACUGUCAACUCUUACUUUGGAAAUACACUUCUCCACUAACCCCCUGUCUUGGUGCCUGAUCGUGUCUGGUGUGUGACUGCACGACUGCCGAACCCUCCUGUCUUUGGAGGCACCAAAAUGUUCAUUGAAUGAUCUACUCAACAUUCAGAGACAGUGACCAGUGAAGAAGUUUUUGUUUGUUUAUUCAUCAAUAGUCUUUACAAAUGUCAGACGAUGGCGACACGUCUCAGAAGGCCACACAAAGGACACUUGGACAAAUCAAAACCAGAGUCCACAUAACGGGGCAAAAAGUAAAAACCACUGGUCUGUUUGCGUUCUGCUUCCUGUCCAGAGAAGUUCACUCACACGAGGUCCAAUGGCUGUAAAGUCCAAUAAAUAGUUUCACAGGCGCACGACAACCUCCACACAUUCCACAACUAACGCUUUAUGAUUGUGUCUUAAUUUGUAAAACCAAAUCGAUUUGAGUUCAAGACAGAACAAUCUCAGCCGGAUCCUCACUCGCUCCAGUCGGGUUAAAAUCAGUUAAAAACUCUGAACAGCAGCGUCGGACCAGAGGGAAUGUAGCCCGGUCAUUCAGGACCGUUCACAGUAUCGACAGGCAUUAUCGCAAGCAACCGAGCAAGUUGAUGGGUUUAGUACAGUGUGUGUGUGCGUGUGUGUGUGUGUGUGUGCGUGUGUGCGUGCGUGCGUGCGUGCGUGCGCUCAGCCCUUCUUCUCCUCCAGGGUCUUGAGCAGCUCGUCUGCGUCCUCUGGAGUCUUCACUCGGAUGAGCAUUGGGACGGGACUGUCGGCAUUCUUCUCGUCAACAGGCGGAUUGGGAACACAGACCACCAUCACGUUGUUUUUCCCGACCCUUGAGCAAGGCAUGGACGCUUGCACGAUGAUGUUUAAGAGGAUGUUUCCUGCAACAGCACGGAAGGCACCAACUUACAGUUCUGCUGACUUGAGACUAGAGAUUUAUUUAAAUGUACUUCAAACAUGUUUUGUUACAAUUAAACCAGACCUGGGCAAAGGGCGGCCUGGGGGCCAUAUGCAGCCUGAUGCCUGUAUAUCCGUGGCUAAAACUAUAACUGAUCUGUUGCAAUUUUUCUGCCUUUUCUCUUUUUUUGGUCACAACCACCACCACCACCACUUCAGCAGUAA
Molecule: messenger RNA, 4627 nt
Organism: Synchiropus splendidus (mandarinfish)
Lineage: Eukaryota; Metazoa; Chordata; Actinopteri; Syngnathiformes; Callionymidae
Product: kiaa0930
Exons: 10
Coding region: 275-1540 (421 amino acids)
Source: RefSeq, a predicted model, not a curated record